Messenger RNA from Rodentolepis nana, 2544 nucleotides. The record is from the annotation of a GenBank genome assembly. Lineage: Eukaryota; Metazoa; Platyhelminthes; Cestoda; Cyclophyllidea; Hymenolepididae.
AUGCUCAAUGCAAUCCACUCUAUCGUGGGCCACACAAUAGCAUCAGAGCUGUCCAACAAACUUCUUUCUCCCAGGAACAUUCUAGAUAGUGCGCUCAAUCAGCCGUUAACUACAUCUAACGCGGAUACAUUUGCUGACCUCAUUGUUUAUGCUGAACGUGAAAGUUUGAGCCAGGAUACUGCACGCGAAUACUUCCAACUUGUUCGGGAUAGCAUACCUAUCGAUGAAAACUUAAAAAGAGAAUUUAACGCUAAAUCAACCGAUUUUGAACGUGUUUGCUUUUUCCUAGAACUUCUGGGAAGGUCAAAUGAGGCUUCAUCGUCGAUUUCAAAGCUCGGAUUCCGCAAAGCAAAUAGAGAUAUAAAACGUUCUUUUAAGAAAUCGGAUAUUGUCUCAAAACUUUGCUUAGUGGAUAGUGGAGAAUGUGACAUUAAUUCCGAUGCCGACAAGAAACUGGAGUAUUCAACACUUGCCGUUUUCUACGCGUCUUCUAAAGAGCAGUUAUGCUUAACUUUGGCUGCUCGCUCAACAGUUUUAUACAGCUUGGGUUUACUCAAUGAAGCUAUUCGAGAUGCUAAAAGAGCUCUAAAGUUUAAUAGAGGAGAUAUCGAAAAAGGAAAAAUUAACUCCUAUUUGGGCAAAUACUACACGGAAAUUGGCAAAUUUAAAAAGGCCCAGCGAUACUUUCAGGAGGCACGGAUCCUUCUUAAGGAACAUCAGGAUUCUCAAUGGGCUCAAAUGGCGAAAGAUGCCGAGCAAGAAUGUUUAAGGAAAGAAAGGAAAGGCCUCAAGAGCACAGCUUUUCAGAGUGAAUUUUGUGUCCACUUUCCAAUGCCUCCGCCAGUGCAUCAUGGAGUUCCCCGGGCAACAACCGAGUCCCCAGCUCCAUCGGCAAGUAGCAACUUACAACCCGUACUCCGGAAGGAUAAUAAGGGUUGGGCAAUGAUAGCCACAAGAGAUAUUAAGGAAGGUGAAAUCAUUUUUGUUGAAGAACCCUAUGCUACGUCAGUAGGAUUGAAACGAACUUUCUUCUGCUAUGUGUGUUUCAAACGAUGCCAUAAUCUAAUUCCUUGUGCAAGAUGUUCCAGUGUUGGCUUUUGUAGCAAGAAGUGCAAAAAGAGAGGAAAACAAAAUGGACAUAUCUACGGUUGUCGAGGUUUGAUGCCGUGUACUUACUUGAGCGUUUUCGAUGGAAAUAAGGAGAAUCCGGAAUUUCCAUCUCAUCAAGGACCUGUCGCACUUCUUGCCUAUAAUUGUAUUGCCAACACUAAUCCUCAACGUCUUCUUGAUUACAUCUGUUCCACAGGAGAAUAUAAGGCAAGUGAUCGCUUCAUGGCUUUGCAGAACGAACUUAUAAACUCAUCGCUUUGCUCCUCAUUCUCCCCAUCAUCAUCAUCAUCAUCAUCAUUGUCAUCAUUGCCACAGGUUGAAACACGGAUUUUUCCCAAAACCGACUCAUCUCUAUUAUAUUUGAUACUUGAUUUGGUUAACUGGGAAGUUGAUGUAAUAAUUCGCAUCUUGUUCAAGAAUGAACCUGGCCACCAAGCCUUCGUUGGUUCAGACAAAGUUCGAAGGACCCCACCCAAGCAAAUAGGCUCAUUCGAUUACUCGUCAGUUGCAUUUCUACCAGCGUGCUCAGAAAAGCGAUCAUUUGAAAAUCUGUGGAGCCUCACCAUGGCAGCUGUUUAUCUAACCUUCUGUUUCCACAUUGGUGGAUAUCCAAUGAAAUGGUGCAGGGAAACAGAUCUGUUCUUCGAGCUACCAUCUGCCAGUAAACGGCCAGACUGCAUCCCAGCAAGUUGGCUUGCCUCCUGUCUUCUCUACCACUUGCAAACUAUUGGCAUUAAUUCGUUUUCAGUAACUGAACUGGCAGGCAAGGAAAAAUUUGAUGAGGGUCGUUCUCUCGAUCGUAUAGGCCGCACGCUCCUCCCCGCCCUAUCUCUUAUAAAUCACUCUUGUGUGCCUUCAGCCGAUGUGUUAACCACCUCAGAGGGAUAUGGAAUUUUGAUCGCCUGGAAAUUUAUACCAAAGGGAGAUGAAGUCACCAUUAAUUAUUUUCCUGAUUAUAGCAAUAGAUCAGAUGAAAGACAUGCUAUACUGCUAAAUAGGUUCUACUUCAAUUGCACUUGUUCAGCUUGUAAUAUUCAGUCGUCGUUUCCAAACCCAGAGGGAGAGAUCAUUCUCAUUUGUCUAAAAUGCAAAGCGAAAUAUCCUAUAGACAAACGCUGUCCGAGGUGCAACUCCAAAUUGGGUUCACGUUUUUACAAUAAAACUGUCUCCAAAUUUACAACUACGAUCGUUAAUUGCUUCGAACACAAUUACUUUGAUUUGAAAGCUUUUAAACGUUUCCGUAAGAGCUUGAAAUCACGUAUCCACCCACCUCAAAGGGCGUUGAAAUUAGCUAGAGCCUUCUAUCAAACUGCAAUCCACUAUUCCUAUGGUUUGUGGACCAUAGAGCCGUGGCAUAAAGGUAGAAAAUUGGAAACACAAACACCCAUUGAAGGAGAAGAAGAAGAAGAAGUAGAAGAAAAAGAGAGCAUUUGA